AUGGCUACCCAGCAAAGCCAAUCACUCCUCUCGCGCUACCGGCUGCUGUCUCCCUCUGCUGCGGUGUUCGUCUCCCCAAUCUGCCUUGGGAGUAUGAACUUCGGGACAGCCUACAAGGCAAUGAUGGGUGAAUGCACCAAAGAAACCGCGUUUGAGAUUCUCGACCAUUAUUUUGGCGAAGGGGGCAAUUUCAUCGACACUGCAAAUUCUUACCAUGCCGGCCAGUCUGAGACCUGGCUGGGUGAAUGGAUGGCAGCUCGCGGAAAUCGCGACCAAAUGGUUAUCGCCACCAAAUAUACCGGCAUUCUUCGUUCUGCAGACCAAGGCAUACAAAUCCGCGCAAACUAUGGUGGCAAUGGGAUGAAGUCUCUGCGUCUCAGUGUAGAAGAGUCUCUCAAAUGCCUGCAGACCAGCUAUAUCGAUCUCCUCUAUGUCCAUUGGUGGAACUUCACCGCAUCAAUUCCCGAGGUCAUGCAAGCUCUCAAUGACCUUGUGGCAUCUGGCAAAGUCCUCUACCUCGGAAUCUCCGACAGUCCAGCCUGGCUCGUCACCAAAGCCAAUCAGUACGCUCGGGACCAUGGUUUGCGUCAAUUUGUCGUCUACCAAGGGGCUUGGAACGCAGCCCUUCGCGAUUUCGAGCGCGACAUUGUUCCGAUGUGCCGCGAAGAAGGGAUGGGUAUCUGCCCUUAUGGUGUUCUCAACUCUGGGAGAUUUCAGACCGAGGCUGCGUACAAGGAGCGUGAAAAGCACAAUCCGGGACGCCACCAAGCAACCACUUCCUCGCGAGACAAGGCCGUUGCUGGCGUACUUGAAAAGCUUGCCAAUGCGAAGAAGGCCACGCUCAGCAAUGUAGCUCUCGCAUACAUCCUAUAUAAGGCGCCAUAUGUGUUCCCCAUUGUCGGGGGAAGAAAGCUGGAACAUAUUAAGGACAACAUCAGGAGCUUGUCCACGAGUCUCACGACAGACGAGAUUGAUCACAUCGAGAAGGCUUACGACUUUGAUCCUGGCUUUCCACACACAUUCUUGAGUGGAACUCUCAUCGAUGGAGCCGAUGCGCCUCAACGUGGAGCUUCUCAUCCCAGUGAAGUUCCUUGGACUCGAUAUCAAGGGACGUUUGACUGGGUAGAAUAUCCCAAGGCCAUUCCACUUAGGACUUCAUGA
Exophiala spinifera is the source of this 1161-nucleotide messenger RNA. RefSeq lists its product as uncharacterized. The record is from RefSeq and is a predicted model, not a curated record. The transcript has a single exon. Lineage: Eukaryota; Fungi; Ascomycota; Eurotiomycetes; Chaetothyriales; Herpotrichiellaceae. Bases 1 to 1161 code for a protein of 386 amino acids.